Molecule: messenger RNA, 831 nt
Organism: Trichomonas vaginalis G3
Lineage: Eukaryota; Parabasalia; Trichomonadida; Trichomonadidae
Exons: 1
Source: RefSeq, a predicted model, not a curated record
AUGAAGAACGACACAACUGUCUCAAAGUCUGUUCGUGAUAUUUUAGACUACUUGCUUCAUUUGGGUCCUACAGGAUUUGACCCAUAUACAACUCAAUGUCAAGUACCAUUCAUAAACGACUCAGCAGAAAUAAAACUCAAAACGUCAACAGUAGAUGAAGCAAUUGCUGACUCAUUGACAAAACUUCUUGAUAUAAUAAUGAGGUUCAAUACAUUCAAAACAACAUAUGAAACCUUUAAGAAAAAUUAUGACGAUUUCUUUAAAAUUACAUACAUCGAGCCUUCUGCUCCUCAAACACCAGACUAUGCAUGCCUUAAAAUAAAGGCUGCACGGACACAAGUUAGAACAUUGACUUUUGACGGAGAUAAUAUCGUUAGAGACGUUACACCUGGAGACACAUUACUUACGAAAGAAUACUUAAAAAGUCAUAUCAGUGAUUUUGUGAAAGUAGAACAAAGUGGAGCAGGUAAGAGUUGGUUAGGGUGGUUGUUUACUUUAUUUUCAUCAGGUGUAACAACUGCAUCUCUUAUAACCAUGCAAAGUGAGAUAGAUGCACUCUGGGCUUUUCUUGGUGGCAUAGAUAGCAUGAAGUUUUAUGUUGAGUUUGCUAAAUUACAUGGAAAUACAGGAAGUUUCUUUGACGGUCUCAAAAAUUUAUGGGGUAAAGUAACAUAUAAUACAAAGAAACUAACUAACUGGGCACUCAAACGUAAAAAUAUGUUCGACGGACUUGCUUACAACCCUCGUCUCGGAAUUAUUGAACCAAUUAAUUUACAUCCUUUAAUGGCAGCAAGAGAUUUAGAUGAAGGAGGACAAGUGGUUCAAACAAUU